AAACUUCUCUGCUCGAUUCUUGUGGGAUGGCGACGAACGCUGGUAGCGCAGACGCCUCGACGAUCGAGACGCCAGCGAGGAUCGAGAUGAUAAAGCAGCUCCUUACCUCCAUGGGGGUCGAUGACCACGACCCCAAGGUCACUCAGAUGUUGUUGGAGUUCGCAUACAAGUACAUGACUGAUGUCCUCAAAGAUGCGACCGUGUAUCAAGAGCACGCUCAGAAGACUGAUCUCGACCUGGACGACGUCAGGCUGGCGAUCCAGACGAAGCUCAACGGGCAGUUCAGCCAGCCUCCUCCCCGCGAGUUCAUGAUCGACAUCGCCAAGGCGAAGAAUGCGAUCCCUCUCCCUAUCAUCCGCCCUGGCGUGCACCUGCCACCAGCGGAGUAUUGCAACAUCACUCCCAACUCUCAGGUGGUGGUGAAGACAGAGAAUGGAGUCUGAGAGCGGCCAAGAAUCACUAUCCUGUUGAACUUGUAUGUUGAUAUGAUCUUGCAUUUCAUUCACUAUUUCACAUUAAAGUGCAUAUUGUGU
Molecule: messenger RNA, 533 nt
Organism: Guillardia theta CCMP2712
Lineage: Eukaryota; Cryptophyceae; Pyrenomonadales; Geminigeraceae
Exons: 6
Coding region: 27-443 (138 amino acids)
Biological process (GO): DNA-templated transcription initiation; RNA polymerase II preinitiation complex assembly
Cellular component (GO): SAGA complex; transcription factor TFIID complex
Molecular function (GO): RNA polymerase II general transcription initiation factor activity; transcription coactivator activity; protein heterodimerization activity
Source: RefSeq, a predicted model, not a curated record